AGUGUUUCAUGUGAUAUUGCAAAGUUCUACCAAGAAGUCCACACCCAAAAGUUGAUUCUGUGCAAGAAAAGAUAUUACACCAGAACUCUUAUAUGAGUUCAACUUGACAGCUGAAUCAAUGUUAGUGUCCUGUCCCACAGACAUUACACUGAGACAUCCAAGGGAACUUACUAAGCUGAGGACAUUUGGUCUGUGAGAGCAGAUCUGUCAAUGGCUUCACAGACCAUAAACUUCAUCACUUGGAAUGUUAAUGGACUUAAAAGACAAAGAGAUCAGAAAUUUCAAGAACUACAAAAUGCUGACGUUGUUUUUUUACAAGAGACACACAUUGGAGUAAGAGAUAUUAUAGAACACUAUAAAGAUGAGUGGUAUAUUUUCUACACAAAGUACACCUCCUCCAGCAAGGGAACAGCCAUACUAGUGAGGAAAAGCCUAGAUUUUGAACACAUAAGCGAUGAAAAAGAUAACUGUGGAGCUUAUGUUGUAUUGAAAUGUAAACUGAAAGGUCAGCCAUACACUCUGGUUAGUGUUUACAACCAUCACACAGACACAAAAACCCUUGAUAAACUUUCAAGGUACCUGCAGUCAAUGACCACAGGGCUGCUGGUGAUCGGUGGAGAUUUCAACACAGUUCUGAAUAGAUUUAUUGACAAAAAAUGGAGCAAGAUUACAAACAGUACUCAUAGUAAAUUGCUUUUAUUUGUGGAGAAGUUCAUGAAAUCUCUUCAGUUGGUUGAUAUCUGGAGAAGAAAGAACCCCAUAAAGCAGGAUUAUACAUACUACAUAAAAGACUCUCCUGCGUCCAGACUGGAUUACUUCUUCAUUCCAGAAGAAUGUAUGUGGCGUGUCAGAAGUUGUGAAAUAAGAGAUUUAGAAAUGAAUGAAAACAAAGACCAUCAGCCGGUGUCUUUAGAGGCAAACAUUUCUGCAAUGCCUUUUCAUGAAGAUCGCCAGAUACAAUCGGUCUUCCAAUGGCUGAAUCUAAAACAGCAUCUUUUGACAGAUGAGACAGGUUCAUUACUGGGUGAAGAAAGCUCACAGGCAGUCAGUGAGGUUGACAUUGUGUCAGCUGUAAAUUCUCUUCAAGUGUCAGACACACCGAGACCAGACGGCAUCCCAGUUCCCUUCUACAAAGACAACAUUCAGGAUCUAAUUCCAUACAUAAAGAUGCUCUAUGACAGAAUCUACAGCGGUGCAUUAAACUGCUCUGAGAAACACUUUAAUGAAACUGUGAAAAGUCAACAUGACAAUAGUCAACACUUCUUUAACGUGGACUUCCUCAUCAUUGCAACUAUUCUGGCAAGAAGACUGGAAGACGUCAUGGAGUCUCUUCCAAAGGGGCGAAUACCAAAAGAUUCAGCUACUCUCAUGAUCACUCCUAAAACACAUUAUGCUUUAAUAAGUUUAAGUCAAAUUAAGGAUGAGCUGGAACAGCAAAAAAAUUCAAACCCGACUCUGAGCCAGGAUCUUCUCAUAAUAGAAAACCUCCUCAAUGAUGCAAAAGAAGAUUUUUCAGUGGAGAAAUACAAAGUGCUGAAUCAGUGUUGCCCUUUGACCCCAGGACUCAUUACACUUGCUCUGAAAAGCUACGCCUCACAGUUAUUUGACCAUUUAGAAAACUUUGGGAUUUUUAUUUUCAAACAAAGUGUGAUAGUUUGCUUUCAACCUGAGGACCUAGAUAAGGUCAAAGCUAUUGUGAAGGACAGUACUAGUGAUGUAUAUGAAAUGGAGAUAUUAUCCAGAGGAAAUGGUAAACUGCUUCAAUUAAACUGCUCAGGAAACGAUUGUAAGGAUGAGGACUGUGAUAAAUGGUACAUGGAGACAUUUCUGAAUAAAGAAGAAAAAUCAGCAGUAGAUGAAAGGGAUGAUGGAACUGAAUAUAAGUCUAAAAUCUAUGAUGAAAAGGAAUCAAUGGAUGUGGAUGAAAGAUCAGCCAUUUCUGGAGCCCCAGAAGAAGAGAUGGAAGCAUUGAAGAAGAAUAAGCCUCCACUGCUUCCUGUCCCAUCACAAUCUAGAACUUGCUCUGAUGGACUUUCCAUUGACCCUACAAUGGUUAGCCAAGGUACUAAAAGAAAACGAGAUCAUGAAUCAUCUCACUCGAAUAUAGAGCCACCACUGACAACAGAUAUGAUCACGGAGGAUGCUAGACAAAUUCUGAAAAGAGUCACUAAAAACUCCAAUCAAAUCAAUAUAGGCAGCAGGAAGAAAGCAACCAUAGGGAUUUUUGGAAAAUCAGGAGAAGGAAAGAGCUCCCUUUUAAGUGCAAUCUUGGGGAAAAAGGAUCUCUUACCGUCUGGUUGUUUUGGUGCCUGUACAGCUGUUGUUACUCAGGUGGAAGCCAAUCUGAAUGACUCCAACUACAAAGCAGAGAUCGAACUCUUUUCUCAAGAGGAAUGGGAGAACGAGCUCAAAGAUCUUUUCCGAAAUAUAAAAGAUGAAAGUGAGGACAGGAAUGAUGACUUGUUUGAAAUUGCUGUAGAAAAGAUCACUGCGCUGUAUGGAGUUGAUGCAGACCAGAAAACGUUAGAAGAGCUCAAGAAUGAUGAAAGAUUUGCUGAGAUUAAAACUUAUUUGUCUGUCAGUAAGAAAAUAAUCUCAAGCAGUAAUCUUUCUGAAUUUACCAACGAUGUUGCCAGUUACAUACAACACAGUGAGUCAAGUUCUGGUGGCUGGUACUGGCCGCUUGUGAAAAGUGUGACGAUCAUGAUACCAGACUGUCGUGAACUCCUGGAACACAUUGUGCUUCUUGAUCUUCCUGGGACUGGAGACUGCAACAAGAUUAGAGAUGACCUGUGGAAAUCUAAACUGAGAGAGUGCUCUUCUGUGUGGAUUGUAAGUGCUAUCAAUCGAGCAAUCACAGACAGAGACCCCUGGGGGAUAUUAAAGCACUGCAUUGAAGAACUGGGACCAGGAGGAAAAUGCAAAAGGAUCAACUUCAUCUGUACAAAGACUGAUGAAAUCAAUACAGCAGCGUAUAUUAGAUCUGCAAGGCUCCCAAGAGACCAAAUCUCAGAAGACAAGGAUCAGAAAAAGGCAUGCAUACUUCAUAGAAAUGAUCAUGCCAAGACAAGAGUCAAAGAAAAGUUUGAAAAUUCUGAAAUCAAGAAAAUAUUCAUUACUGACAAUCAGUUUCAAGUUUUUACUGUAAGUUCUGAUGCAUUCUUUGACCACAAUUUAAAUCUGGAAUCAAGUGAAACAGAAAUCCCAAAGUUGCAGGAUGAUCUGAGGAAUCUUAACAAGAGCAUUAACAGAGAACUGACUAAAGAUUAUGUCAAUAAAGUAAAGGGAACAUUGCUCUUAAUUCAAAGUGGCCAGCUGGAUCCAGACAAGAAAACGAUUGAAAUGAAAGUCAACAUCCGCAACAAAUUUGAAGAGAACCUAAGGAGUUCACUAAUUGAACUGGACAAAUAUUUUGACAGCAUUUAUAAUGAACUGGAGCAGCAUCUCUCAAAGGGAGUGGAAGAAUCUGUGCAAUUUUGUGUUGCUUCCACAAAGGCAAUGAUAGCACCUAAUAAAGAUGGAAGGGGGUUCCAUAAAAUCCUUGGAGCAUUGUGCAAAAACUACGGAUGCUAUUGGUCAAAAAAUUGGGAUGUAGUUCUAGACCUGAACAAAACAUUGGCCAAGUAUUUGCACAAAUACAUUGAUGAGGAUUUCCUUAAAAUUUUUCCUGUGACCGGGAAAACAGGGAAGUCAGUGCAGGAACAGAUUGAUAAAUUCAGUAUCAUCCAAAGUGACUCUGCUUACCCCAGCUGUGACAUACUACAUUACAUUCAGAACUUCAUCGAAAUAGAGGAAACCAAACUGAAGGAAGCACUCAACAGAGACAUUGUUGACAUGAAGAAGGACAUCUACUCAUCAAUCAAAAUAACCAUUUUGAAUCAAAUGGCUUCUUGCUAUCAGCAAGCUGCAGCUGUGACAGGAACAGGAUCCAUGAAGAUAAAGCAAGAUCUGUUAAUAUCCACCGUCGAUAAUAUAAAACAAGACAUGUUCAACAAAGCAAAAGUGGAAGUGCUAAAAAUGUUUAAUAACUUAAAGCUGGACGUAAAGAAUGCUCUUGAAAGUGGACUCCAGGAAGCAAUAGAAUGCUCACAAUCACAAACCAGCAAAAAGAAACGGAUGGAUGUCUCCAGAGAGAUUGAACAGCUGGAAAGACUUCUAGACCAACUCUCUGACUGAUGCUAAACAAACAAUAAGAAGCCCAAGAGAAACAGCACAAAUCACCAUACAAGCAUAACAAUUGUGUAACAAGUGUAACACAUUUUCAGUCAAUUUUUUUACAGCAAACAUUUUAUAUUAAGUGUGUUUAUUUUUAUGUGGUGGAAGAUUCAUUUUCAUAAAAUUUCUGAACUUUGGGUUUUAUAUUAGCUAGGGUAGCAUGAUACACAAACUGUAUACUGAUUUGUUGCUUUUUAUUAUAACUGUUUUAUAGCUAAACAUGGAAAGUACAUUAAAAACGUAGCCGUCUAAUUUUCGAGAACCUUAAUACAUUUCUGUCAGGACCAAAUGUUUGACACUUAGCAUACAGUUUGGAGUGGGGGUAUGGUUCUGUUCUGGGUAAAAACUCCCUGCCCAUCCAUGCAACUUGUCAUGAAUGAGAGGGGAGAGCAGCAAUAACCCCCUUAGGGUUAACAGAACAGAACCCGAUGUAGCAUAUACAAUUAAUGUUCUUAAUGAUAUUUUAGUGUGACAACACUAUUAACAUAACAGAAGUGGGGUUGGGGAUGGAGGGGGGAAAUUUGCUUCCGAGCAACUGAUAAAGCUCCUGAAUGAUACUGAAUAGACCUCAUAUGCUGUGAUAGGCAUCAUAUUCCUAUGUAGAUGAUAGGGAUAUAACGAUUGACCACAACCCGGUUGAAAACCGAUUCAAAUAUGUGACGAUUCAAAACGGUUCAGAUGCUAAACUAGAUUCAUUUAGGGGUAGGAGUUUAUAUGAAUGCAUGUCUUUAGAAAAGUUUAGAUGGUAUGUGUUAUUUUCGUCUUGCCUCUGUAUAAUGCAUAUUAAAGUUCAUAAGUGCAGCGCUGCUUCGUUUACAGCAGAAACCAGAGAAACGCUUUAAGCACCACCUGCUGGCAGAGAGUGACUCUGCUUCUCAUUCAGCUUGUCUGCUGUUUCAUGCAGAUAUUUUUAUGUAUAGUUUCACAAAACUGAAGUCAAACCAUUCUGUUUUUGCUUCAAAAUUUCUAAAUUAUACAAUCUAAAUUACAUUAAAAACUGCUUAUGUUGCAUGUAUGCACAGCAUCUGUUUGGGUCAUGAUUAAAAUGUAGAAGUUACAGAGCACAGACAAAGCCUUAUUUUAAUUAUAUGAAGAGAUUUAUUUUAUUUGUGUUAUUUAUUUGAUUUGG
This is a messenger RNA of Cyprinus carpio (common carp), 5344 nucleotides long. Its product is annotated as nuclear GTPase SLIP-GC-like. The coding region runs from base 211 to 4176 and encodes 1321 amino acids. The transcript has 20 exons. The record is from RefSeq and is a predicted model, not a curated record. Gene Ontology annotation, molecular function: GTPase activity. Lineage: Eukaryota; Metazoa; Chordata; Actinopteri; Cypriniformes; Cyprinidae.